CCUGUUAGAGACUGUCUCAGCCUUUCUAGUGAUCACUGGUACAAAGAUCUACCUCUUGCUCUAGCGGAUUGCCAUCACCUCGACACGGACAUUACAUGCCAAACACUCUCUUUCCGGCCGUCUUUCUUCAUGGUGCGACUCAACCAUCUUGUUCCUUAGGAUGAAGAUUGCGAAGAAGUUAAAUAUUUCAAUUGUUGUCACAGUGGUGCACUUCUGCAUUGCACAAGCUGACUUCGCUCCGUAUUUCUACGACAACGGACCCUACAUCCAGAAUGGAAACCUGGCUCUGUUCAGCCUCUCUGAGGACACAGCAGUCGGCACACAUAUCUAUUCUCUCAACGGGACAGACCCCGAGGGCCAGGAGGUGAGAUACGGCCUUGCCUUUGACCCCGGCUCCAAACAAUACUUCAGAGUGGACCCGGUUUCUGGGAACAUUACUUUGGUGGAGAAGCUGGAUCGAGAGAAACAAGACUCCAUCGAUGUUCUCGUCAGCAUCACUGAUGGAAGAAGCAAGGUGGUGGAACGAGUCACGGUGUUUGUGAUGGAUGCCAACGAUGAAAAACCAGAAUUCCAAAAUAUGCCGGCUAUUGUCAAUGUACUAGAAACUGCCCAGUCCGGAAGCAGCCUCUUCCAGGUCCAGGCACUGGACAGAGACACGGGCUCUGGGGGGUCCAUCAACUACUACCUCCAGGGGGCUCAGUCCAGCCUGUUCUCUAUAGACAGACAUAGUGGGGUCCUCCGCAUCCGAUCCGGGGAGACCCUGGACUACGAGAAAUCCAAAACACACUUUGUCACGGUGAUCGCCAAGGACGGCGGUGGGGACUUCAACGGCAGGGAGCAGUUCAUGUCGUCCUCCGCCUCGCUGACCAUCAACGUUGUGGACCAACAGGACACGCCCCCCUCCUUCAUCGGCACGCCCUACUUCGGGUUUGUCUACGAGGUCUCGUUGCCCGGCUCUGAGGUCUACAGGGUUUUGGCCAAAGACGGCGAUGCAGGGAACCCAAACCCUAUCGUUUACUCCAUGGACGACGGAGACGACGGUGUGUUUGGCAUCAACAAGACAAACGGCCGCAUCACGCUGCUCACUCAGCCCGGCAAUCUGAAGAGAGAGAUCUUUAACAUAAUUGUUCGGGCCUCAGAGGUGGGUGAGAAUGGCAAACUGCUGGAUUACGGGACGACCCCGGUGGUGAUCCGCGUGGUGGACCUGAACAACAACCCGCCCACCUUCUACGGGGAGCACGGCCCCCAGAACACCUUCCAGCUGACCAUGAACGAACACCCCCCCGAGGGAGAGAUCCUCAGGGGCCUGAGGAUCACCGUCAACGACUCGGAUCAGGGGGCUAAUGCUAAAUUCAACCUGCGGCUGAUUGGUCCGGGGAGAAUGCUGAGAGUCGUCCCACAGACGGUGCUCAACGAGGCCCAGGUGACCAUACUGGUGGACGACUCUUCCUCCAUGGACUAUGAGAAAUACCAGUUCCUCACCUACAAGCUUCUGGCAGUGGAGAUCGACACACCGGAGAGGUUCAGCGCCACAGCCGACAUCAUCAUCCACCUGCUGGACACCAACGACAACGCUCCCAAGUUCUCCUCCGACUACUACAUAGCCAGGAUCCCCGAGAACUCCCCCGGAGGCUCCAACGUCGUCUCAGUGACUGCUACAGAUCCAGACUCGGGUCGAUGGGGUGAAGUUAGAUACUCCAUUUAUGGCUCUGGAGCUGACCUGUUCCUGAUCCAGCCGGGAUCGGGCAUCAUCUACACCCAGCCGUGGGCCAGCCUGGACGCGGAGCUGCGCUCCAAGUACAACUUCUACGUGAAGGCGGAGGACACGGAGGGGAAGUACAGCCUGGCGGAGGUGUUCGUCACCGUGCUGGACCUCAACGACCACUCGCCCGCCUUCAACCAGAACCUGCUUGAGAAGACCAUGGUGAUCGGAGCUCCCGUGAUGAUACAGGCCGUGGACGAGGACGCGGAGGAGCCCAACAACGUCAUUGAGUACUCCAUCAUGAAGGCGGACCCCGACAACAUCUUCGACAUCAACACGUCCACGGGGGAGAUCGUCCUCAAGUCCUACGUCAAGUCCAUGGCCAUCGUCCAGAACAUCACCAAGCAGAAGGAGUGCAUCUGGUCCGUGGUGGUGCAGGCCCGCGACCAGGGCCAGCCCUCCUUCAGCACCACCGCCGUCCUGAAGAUCGACAUCACCGAAGCCGUCAAAUCCAGAUUUGUCUCAUAUGUCUUGGGCCUAAGAAAACGUCCGGGGGCUGUGUUUGGGAUUUGCUUGACCCUGGUCUCCAUCGCCAUUUCAGUGACUGUCUUCAUUUCAACCCUAAUAUACUGGAAGUCUGUUAAAAAGACACGAGUCCAUCCUCAGGGCAAGAUCAGAAAGAUUAUUAGGAGGCUUUGAGAUCAUCCAGCAACUCUUUUUUUCUUUUCUUCAAUAUCUUUUUUUGUUUUAUUGUAUUUGGAGUAGUUGAGUCUGUAAAAGAGUACAGGAGCACAUUAGAAAAUCGAGUUAUGAAUGUUUUUCAUUCUCAUUAGACAUUCAUCCAGUUAUGGAAUACAUGCCUGAAGACAGUUAGAUGAUAAAUCAUUGUCUGAAUAGAAUACGCAAAAAGUUAUUCCUCCUAGCAACACAAAAUCAUUGGAAAAACAUUUUAUUCUCCAAGGGCAACGGCUAUACUUGGCAUCCCAUUCACCCUUCUGAUCUUGUCUUGAUAAUGAUAAUGAUAGUUAUUCAAAAGCAAUAAGAAACUAAAGACAUUGC
This is a messenger RNA of Gadus macrocephalus (Pacific cod), 2761 nucleotides long. It is a transcript of the gene cdhr1a, whose product is annotated as cadherin-related family member 1a. The record is from RefSeq and is a predicted model, not a curated record. Gene Ontology annotation, biological process: homophilic cell-cell adhesion. NCBI's taxonomy places the organism in Eukaryota, Metazoa, Chordata, Actinopteri, Gadiformes, Gadidae. The coding region runs from base 161 to 2401 and encodes 746 amino acids. Gene Ontology annotation, cellular component: catenin complex; plasma membrane. The transcript is spliced from 17 exons. Gene Ontology annotation, molecular function: calcium ion binding; cadherin binding.